This is a messenger RNA of Penicillium verhagenii, 276 nucleotides long. RefSeq lists its product as uncharacterized. Lineage: Eukaryota; Fungi; Ascomycota; Eurotiomycetes; Eurotiales; Aspergillaceae. The transcript has a single exon. Bases 1 to 276 code for a protein of 91 amino acids. The record is from RefSeq and is a predicted model, not a curated record.
AUGGUCCAACAUGAUGACGGCAACCAUCAGAUUGCACAACAGGGCCAACGAGCCAUCCGCCAUGUUUUGGAUCAGAUUCUUUCCGCGCCUAUCCAGGCCGUUCCGUCCAUGUAUGAUUCUACGAUAGGACUCGAAAUUGGCGAAUCAGGGCCAGUGCCGAUGAACUCGGACUUACUGGAGGGCAUUGAUGUUGAUGAUCGAGGACCGUUUCUGGAGUGGCUUGAGGGGACAACGGAUUUUAAUGAGCCAUGGCUUGCAUGGAUGAACUUGAGUUGA